UCCCCUCUUCCCCCCUUCCCUUUCUCUCUCCCCCUCUCUCUGGCGAUCGAUGGCUCGGUUGCAUUAACUCUGGGCAUUGAAAUCCCCAACAACCUUGGGCCCCCACGGCAUUCAAUAGUCGCGGUAAUUCAGCUGGGCUCUUCGUCGGCCGCGGCAACCCCAGCUAGGCCGAGGCCUCUGCCGCCUCCUGUUUGCACUCUCUGUUUUACCCAACUAAUCCGACGUCGGUCCCGAGAUUUCAGGAGACGCCAUUAAUGAGCGAAACCCCAAACUUAUUUGUUGCUGAAGAACCUCCGUUUGCUUGUUUUCCGGGUUUUAUGACCAUGUGAAUGAGAUAUAUAUAUAUAUAUACACACACACACUAUAGUGCUGUUUUAGCUUAACUUGUUCGGAUGCAGGUGGUGGAGGUCCGGGGAUAGAAGAAGGGGAAGAGGGGGGAGGAAUGGAGAGAGCGGAAGUUGCCGCGGAUGCAAAGAAUGACGAAUGCGUGGCUUCUGUUUCUAAGAUUUCCUCUAGUUGUUCUCUGCGUCACAAGCGCUCUAAAAGUGCAUCUGAUAGGAACCUAGAUACUGUGAAACACGGGACUUUGUAUUGCAUGGGAAAGGAUUUCAAUGACUCUAAGACUUUGCGUAACAUAAUGAAGUCAACCUACGGUUCUCUGAAUCAAGAUUCAAGCGACAAUGUCAGUAAGACUUCAUCAAACCACCGAGCUUCCUUGGAAAAUGAUAUCAAACAACUACAGAUGCAUUUAUAUCAAGAAAAGACUAUCAGAUUUAUGCUCGAGAAGGCGAUUGGUCGAGCUUCUAGUACUUUAUCUCCUGGACACAGACAUUUCCCUGCUCAGACAAGGGAGCUUAUUGCAGAGAUCGAGUUACUUGAAGAAGAAAUAGCAAAUCGUGAGCAACAUGUUCUUUCUCUCUACAGAAGUAUCUUUGACCAAUGCAUUAGUGGGCCAUCAUCAGCACAAAGUUCAGGCAUGGCUUCUCCUGCUCACACAAAAAGUGGAGCAAGGAAGCACCCAAGCAUAAUAUCAAGUGCAUUUUGCUCCUCAAAAAAGUUCCCCUUGCAAGCUUUCCAGCUUUUGGCUUCCAUAAAAGAGUAUGGGAGAAGUAAUCCAUUGCUCAAGCCCAAGGGCAGACAUGAAUCACUGUCAAGUGAAAACUUGAAUACUGGUGUUGAUAGCAACUCCUCAGAUCCUAAGAAGUUUCCAACUGCCAGGAGGAAUUAUUUGGCUCGUACUUUGAAAGACCAUCUCUACGAGUGUCCAAGUAAAAUAUCUGAGGAAUUGGUUAGAUGCAUGGCUGCUAUAUAUUGUUGGGUACGUAGUGACUCAUCUGAAAAGCCUGAAAAAGGCCGCUCGCCCUUCCUGUCAAGAUCAUCUACCAGUGUUAUCCUUCCUCGAAGAGGCACUGCAGAUGAGCAGCAAUGGUCUAGCAAAUCUACAGUGGAAAUAUCUUCAAUAUCUCUAGACAAGAGCCAAUUUUCAAGUGCAUCAUAUGCAAUAAAUAACUAUAGGUUACUGGUGGAACAACUGGAGAGAGUAGAUCUGAGUGUGUUGGAAAGCAGUGCCAAGUUGGCAUUUUGGGCAUACUUGGCUUAUGGAAUCCCCCAUAGUUCUCUGAGACGGAUUGCUUUGUUCCAUAAGGCUGCUUAUAAUAUAGGAGGACACAUCAUCACUGCCAACACCGUAGAGCACUUCAUUUUGAGCUGUCGCACACCUCGAAUUGGUCGUUGGUUUGAAACUAUACUCUCAACUGCAAUGCGGAAGAAAUCUGGAGAAGAAAAGCAGAUCCUUGGGUCAAAAUUUGGUAUCACUGAUUCCCAUCCACUUGUUCUCUUCGCCCUAUGUACCGGAGCUUCUUCUGAUCCUAUGCUGAGAGUCUACACUGCAAAAAAUGUAACGGAUGAGUUAGAGAAGGCCAAGAAGGAGUUCCUUCAAGCCAACGUGGUGGUCAGGAAAUCCAGGAAGAUUUUUCUACCAAAGAUUCUCGACAGAUAUGCCAAAGAAACCUGCAAAAGCUCUGAUGAUCUUCUCGUCUGGGUGUCGCAGAACAUAGAUAAGAAGUUGCAGGAGUCAAUCCAGAAAUGCAUGGAUUCAAAGAACAAGAGAAAAGCCUCCCAGGUUAUUGAAUGGUUACCAUACAGCACAAGAUUCCAUUAUGUCUUUGGGAAAGACUUGACAGAAAAACCUUGGUGGGUGUAAAUUUCUUGUCAAUGAUUCAGAAGUUAGUAAAUUGUGUAACAAUUUCACGGGCCCAACUUCUGCUGAUAUCGAAAGGAUAGAUAUCAAACAUUGAUCUGUGUACAUAUUCCUUACUGUCUCAUCGAGUGCAGUCUAGGAGACUUUUCAUCUCAGCUACAACUCAAUCUUCUAAUGGAUUUUUGUCCAUUCCCUUAAAA
Molecule: messenger RNA, 2400 nt
Organism: Phoenix dactylifera (date palm)
Lineage: Eukaryota; Viridiplantae; Streptophyta; Magnoliopsida; Arecales; Arecaceae
Source: RefSeq, a predicted model, not a curated record